AUGGAAGCCGUUCCGUCUGCGCUGAUCCUCUGGAGAAGCGCCCCGAAGCGUAGAGCUCGGUUGCUGCGGAUGCAGAGCAGGAUUGUGGGGCGAUUUGAGCAGAUCGUCGAGACUGGCGGGAGCUUCGGGCGUUUGAAUGCGUACGUUGCUGGUGCCCGGCGUGGGGUGCAAGAUGGAUUGGGAGCUGCGGCUCGGCUCUGCCGAUGGCUGCGACGAAGAGUUCGACGGCAUCGCGCUCGCUGCUUGGUGUUGGCGAGAGAUAUUCCUUACGGAUUGGAUAAGGUUACGAUGAGAUCAUUUGCAGUGUAUGAGACGAAGGUUAAGAUCAAUCGAUCGCGGAAGAGAAUCGUGAAUCGUCUGUUGGCUGAAGUCGUCUCAGACCAGCUGGACAGCAAAGCAAGGUGCAGCCGAUGA
This is a messenger RNA of Pseudozyma hubeiensis SY62, 414 nucleotides long. RefSeq names its product ATP-dependent DNA helicase recQ. The transcript has a single exon. The coding region runs from base 1 to 414 and encodes 137 amino acids. The record is from RefSeq and is a predicted model, not a curated record. NCBI's taxonomy places the organism in Eukaryota, Fungi, Basidiomycota, Ustilaginomycetes, Ustilaginales, Ustilaginaceae.